Messenger RNA from Gaeumannomyces tritici R3-111a-1, 3884 nucleotides. Its product is annotated as F-box/LRR-repeat protein 2. The coding region runs from base 792 to 3155 and encodes 787 amino acids. Gene Ontology annotation, cellular component: SCF ubiquitin ligase complex. The record is from RefSeq and is a predicted model, not a curated record. Lineage: Eukaryota; Fungi; Ascomycota; Sordariomycetes; Magnaporthales; Magnaporthaceae. Gene Ontology annotation, biological process: SCF-dependent proteasomal ubiquitin-dependent protein catabolic process. The transcript has a single exon. Gene Ontology annotation, molecular function: protein binding.
CUUGCCUUUUUUUUUUUUUUUUUUUUCUUCUCUCUUUUUCUCCCUUUAUUUCCUUCUUCUGUUUUGCAUCUCAUGGCCGGCACCUGCCAUUGAGCGAACCACGCACACGAAACGAGACAUGUUGAAUUGGGCCGCCUGUGCUUAGACCAAGUGCGAGCCGAUUAGUCUUGACUCUUUGUGGCCUCGGGCAAGUCCGCCAAGGAGGGUUCCUGUCGCGACCGUCGGCUUUUCCUUGCUCAACAUUGACACCCAUUUCAACCGGCGCAACUUUUUCUUCUCUCUUUUCCUUCCUUUUCACACUCUUCUCUCCUCGUUUCUGCUCUAUCCCCGCCGCCUUCGCUCUCCCCCAGGGCCGUCUCGGCACUUUGGUACCUGAACCCAGGGGCCGAUCGCUAAAUCCCACCCAGCUCAGGGGGUCGAUUCCACCCAGCCCACAUCGCGCCGCCCAACGAAUUUGGCGAUCCACGUCGCGGGUCCUGUUGCGGCUGCUGGACAGACCAGGCCGCAAAUCAAGGCCGCAAACAAAGCCCGCUGCCGACCCCAGCCGCUGCAACCCUGCCGAUCCCCAGGCCCUGCUUGGGCAGCCAAGGGCCCCCGCGCGGUGCUGAGUGAGGGGCCGACACUUUCUCGGUUCUGCGCAGAUGAUGCCUCCCUCGUCCACGCGAGCGCGAGCCUCCGAUUUCUGCGGCUGACAAGCAGCGCCGUGCCCGGACCUUGCAUGAGAAAGAGAGGGAGAAAGAGAGAGAUAUAUAUACCCAAGACGCCGCCAUCUGCUAUCGAGAAACACCAGCAUGGCCGACACAGCCGUGGCCUCGGCCUCAGCCGCAGCCGCAGCCGCACAAUCUCCGGCCGUUCCGGAGACGCCUCCCCAAUCUCUCCAGCAGCAGGACAGCCUUGCCGGCGCUGUGGGGCACACGCCGCAUCAAGAGCCCGCCUCCGCCAUGGACGCGAACCCCAAGAAUCGCCUCAGUGGGAGGCAGAGGCUGCUCCGCGGCCUGUCGCGCAUAUCGUCGACGCCGUCGCUGGCCCAGCUGGCCACCGGCCGCCCACGGUCCUCCUCCACUCCCCUCUACGGCACCACCCACAGCUUCUCCUGCGUGAGUCUGUCGCCGGCCUCACCCUCGGCCUCGGCCGUGCCCUCGCUCGGUGGCGCCCACACCCCCAUGGGAUCCUCCUACCUUUCCCCGCAGCCUUCACACGCAGAUGCGUUGACGGCGCCGAAUACGGCCCCCGGUACCCCGGGCGCAAGCGACUCGCCACAGGUCUACACAGGCAUUGAGCAGCGGCUGGCCAUACGCAAGCUCGACGGCGCCGCCGCCGCUGCCGCAAUUGCCACCACCAGCGCCUCCACCAGCGUUGCGUUGCCUGUCGAGAUCAGGUCCAGAAAGUCCACCUUUAACAUGUGGGCCAAGAUGCCCCACGAGAUCAAGGUGCACAUAUUCUCUUACCUGCGGCCGCGCCAGCUCGUGCGCUCGUCGCGCGCGUGCAAGGACUUUUACAAAAUCUGCUUCGACGGCCAGCUGUGGACCUCGUUCGACGCAUCCGAGUUUUACAGGCAGAUCCCGGCCGAUUCGCUCGCCAAGAUCAUCGUGGCCGCAGGACCCUUUGUGAAGGACCUCAACCUCAGGGGCUGCGUGCAGGUCGAACACUACAAGCGCGCCGAAGUUGUGGUCAAGGCCUGCAAGAACCUCAUCAACGCCACUCUGGAGGGGUGCCGGAACUUCCAGCAGAGCACCCUGCACAGCCUGCUACGCACCAACGAGCGGCUGGCACGCCUCAACCUGACGGGCCUGGGCGCUGUGACCAACACCACAUGUAGGAUCGUGGCCGAGUCGUGCCCCCAGCUGGAGAUGUUCAACGUGUCGUGGUGCGAACACGUGGAUGCGCGAGGCGUCAGGGCCGUGGUGGAGAAGUGCCCCCGACUCACGGACCUGCGGGCCGGCGAGGUCAGGGGCUUUUACAUCCGCGAGGUCGCCGAGGCCAUUUUCAGGACCAACAACCUAACGAGGCUGGUCCUCGGCGGCUGCGGCGACCUGGACGACGCCUCGCUCCGCAUAAUGAUGCAUGGCGUGAACCCAGAGAUGGAUGUCCUGACGGACCGGCCGAUGGUGCCGCCCAGAAAGCUCCGUCACCUGGACCUCAGCCGCUGCACGCAAAUCACCAGCCAUGGCCUCAGGGCCCUGGGACACUUCGUCCCGGAGCUCGAGGGCCUGCAGCUCAGCGGAUGCACGGGGCUCACGGACUCGGCCCUCGAGCCGGUGCUGGCGACGGCCACGCGCCUGACACAUCUGGAGCUCGAGGAUGUGCCGCAGCUGACCAACGCGGUCCUUUCAGAGCACCUGGCCAAGUCGCCCUGCGCCCCGGCCCUCCGACACCUCACAGUGAGCUACUGCGAAAGCCUGAGCGAUGCAGGCAUGCAGCCUGUGAUGAGGGCUUGCAGGAGCCUGGAGACGGUGGAGAUGGACAACACACGCGUUAGUGACCUCGUCUUGACCGAGGCGGCCGCCAUGGUGCGCGCGAGGGCGGCUCGCUCCAAGGACAAGCUGAGCCGUCCGCGUGUAUCGCUCAACGUUGUUGUAUACGACUGCCAGAACAUCACCUGGACGGGCAUCCGUGAGGUUCUCUCUCGCAAUGCCGAGAUUUUGGCGCCUGGCCGCCCUCAACAGCACCACCGACGCCAGGAUCGCCACCACCACCAGCCUCUAGAAGCCGAUUUCCAACCAAAUCCGAGUGCGAAUAAUGACAGUCGAGAUACAAGUGAUGGUAAUUCCAGCGGCGGCAGUUCUAGCGGCUCUAGCUCUCCCUCGAGGACGCAACCGCGCAGGCCACCACCAAAGCCCGCGACGACACAACCCACGUAUCCCACCGAGAUCAUCUCGCUCAAGUGCUUCUACGGGUGGCAGAUGACGGUGGACGAACACACAAAACGAGUUCUGCGGGGCGACCUGGCGGCGGCGGCGCGGCUGGAACGCAAGUGGGCAGAGUACAUCCAGGCGACCGAGGAGGCCGGGGUCGGGGGCGCCGGCGGCCGGAGACGGAGGCGGAGGGCCCGAGAGGCGCAGCAGGUCCACGCCGACGAGGAGGAGGGCGGAGGUUUCGGCCCACUCGGCGUCGGGCGGCGUCGGGCCCGGACCGCCGCGUGCGCCGUCAUGUGAACAGCGGCAUUCCCGGGAGGCACCUCCGACUCCCCUGAUUUCCCCCUUCCCCUUUCCCCUUUGAUGGCUGUCGUUCAGAUGAAACAGCCAUGGGACGACUUGUGAUAUUUUGGGUUCGAUGACAGGAUGGCCUCGCCCACACCUUUAGCCCUGCUGCCACUUUUCGAUACAUGCAUCUUUCCCCCGUAUACAUAUGGAGGGUACUUGAUAGGAGUAACGGCGUAGAUUUCUAGGAGCAUGUAUUUUCUACUGUUGCCUGCUAUGAUUCAGUCUUAUUUCCUUGUCCUCCAUCCUCUCCUUUCCCACAUCUUCUACUCGUGCAAUUAUCCCUCCCAGCUUUGGGCUUGUAUCAUGUGAACCAUCCUUCAUAUUUUCUCCUUGCUGUUCUAUCCCGGUCGAACAUGCUGUGGCCAUUGCCACCUGGAUAUCAAGGUCUAAGGCAAGUGUGGUUGUACCUGGGCCUCCUCGUCCGGCAGAGUAACGCAAGCUCAUAUGCACAUAGCUGCACCUCGGCAUGACGGCUCGCAACAGACUUUGUUCACGGCCGUGCCGGUUCAAUGCACAGAGAGCAUAUCUCGGCUGCCCUUAUGUCAACCUGCCGCUGGGUCAAGCUUGAGCAAUGCGUGUGAAGACGGACAUGUAUCCAUUCCAUUCAUUCAUUCAUCCGCCCUUUCAUGUAUCUAGUGCAUCCGUCUGCAUGUUUCAAGAGAGAACAAACUCCACAACACA